AUGGGUGUUAGAGGAAAUCGUAAGCAUUUGAAGCGUUUAAAUGCUCCGAAACACUGGAUGCUUGACAAGUUGGGGGGUAAUUUUGCUCCCCGUCCUAGCACUGGUCCUCACAAGCUUAGAGAGUGCCUUCCACUUUCUAUCUUCCUACGAAACCGUCUCAAGUAUGCUCUGACGUACGACGAAUGCACCAAGAUUCUUGCUCAGAAGCUUGUCAAGGUUGAUGGGCGUGUCCGUACCGACAAGAAGUAUCCCGCUGGUUUCAUGGAUGUUAUCUCCAUUGAUCGCACCAACGAACAUUUCCGUCUUAUCUAUGACACUAAAAAGCGUUUUGCUAUUCAUCGCAUUCACCCGGAAGAAGCCAAGUACAAGCUCUGCAAGAUCCGGAAGGUUCUGGUCGGCCCAGGCAAGGUCCCCUACAUCGUUACCCACGACGGUCGCACCAUUCGUUAUGCCGACCCCGAAAUCAAGGUUAACGACACCGUGCAAAUUGACCUGGCUACCGGAAAAGUUCUCAAUUUCAUCAAGUUCGAGCCUGGCAAUGUGUGCAUGAUCACCGGCGGGCACAACUUGGGUCGCGUUGGCGUCAUCACCCAGUGGGAACGCCAUCCGGGCUCCGUCGAGAUGGUUCACGUCCGUGACAACACCGGACACCAGUUUGUCACCAGGUUAAACAAUGUGUUCAUCAUUGGCAAAUCGAACAAAGCCUGGGUCUCCCUCCCGAAAGACAAGGGUAUCCGUCUGUCCAUUCUCGAGGAGCGUGAUCGCCGUUUGAGAGCUAAACGCGCUGGUCAUUAA
Mesocestoides corti is the source of this 795-nucleotide messenger RNA. The record is from the annotation of a GenBank genome assembly. Lineage: Eukaryota; Metazoa; Platyhelminthes; Cestoda; Cyclophyllidea; Mesocestoididae.